UUUGACAGUUGUCACUAAACGCUGUGUAACGUCAAAUUCGUCAAAACUUUGAUUUCCGAUUUUCAUUAUUGAUAACGCGAAAUAAUGUUAUUUUGUCUGUAAAGUCUAUAAAUUGCGAUACGAUUGGAUUCUAUAUACAGUUUAUAUAACUUUAUUACAAUGGAGGACGUUUUGGACGAGAUAGUAUCUUCGGAAGAUUUGCAAAAGUUCGAGAAAGUGUUCCACGAGCAGCUGCACCAGGGCAACGUGACGCACAAAGCACAGUUCGAGUAUGCUUGGUGCCUUGUACGGAGCAAGUAUCCUACCGACAUACGAAAGGGUAUAUUGCUCCUGAAAGAGCUGUUCAACUCACACCCUGAUGGCAAAAGGGAUUACCUGUUCUACCUUGCUAUCGGCAAUGCUAGAAUCAAGGAGUACAACAAAGCUCUCCACUAUGUCAAGUCCUUCCUAGAGAUUGAGCCGGCCAACCAGCAAGUGUUGGCUCUAGAGCGUCAAAUCAACAAGCGAAUGGAGAAGGAGGGUCUGAUCGGUAUUGCGGUGGCGAGCGGCGCCGUGCUGGCCAUCGGCGGCAUCGUCGGCCUCGGCAUAGCACUGGCCAGCAAGAAAUAGCAUUUGGCCAUUCUAAUGAACGCUCUCUUAGGCGCUCAUUACCUCUUUAAGAAGAAGCAACUCAAGGAGGAUUAAGCGAACGAGGUUUUAAUGACAUUCUUAACAAAACAAACUCACAAGGCUUAGUGUUACUCUUUAUUUAUUAUAUUAUCUAUGUACAUGUACAAAUAUUCAUCCAUGAUGUUUAGUUCCAAAAAUUAAAAAUGUCAAACGCUUUUAGAUUUAUAAAAAAAAGAAUAUUGUGUGGUUUUUUGAUUAAGUAGCAUAGAUUUUUUUAAGAGUAAUAUAGAAGGUAGAUAGUUUGUAAUGUAUGUACCUACUAUGUAAUGAAUAUAAUAAUAAAUAUGUAAUGUAUUUAUUUGUCUAGGUUUAGGAAUUAUUUUAUAUGUAAGUGUGGUAAUAGUACUGAAGGAGUAAACGUUUGUCAAUGCGAUUCCAUUAAAUAAAUACACUUUUCUGUUUUGGUUACAAA
Messenger RNA from Spodoptera frugiperda (fall armyworm), 1081 nucleotides. RefSeq names its product mitochondrial fission 1 protein (gene Fis1). Lineage: Eukaryota; Metazoa; Arthropoda; Insecta; Lepidoptera; Noctuidae. Gene Ontology annotation, biological process: autophagy of mitochondrion; mitochondrial fragmentation involved in apoptotic process; peroxisome fission. Gene Ontology annotation, cellular component: mitochondrial outer membrane; peroxisomal membrane. The coding region runs from base 160 to 609 and encodes 149 amino acids. The transcript is spliced from 5 exons. The record is from RefSeq and is a predicted model, not a curated record. Gene Ontology annotation, molecular function: protein binding.